This is a messenger RNA of Myripristis murdjan (pinecone soldierfish), 1728 nucleotides long. It is a transcript of the gene irag3a, whose product is annotated as lymphoid-restricted membrane protein. Bases 296 to 1540 code for a protein of 414 amino acids. The transcript has 13 exons. The record is from RefSeq and is a predicted model, not a curated record. NCBI's taxonomy places the organism in Eukaryota, Metazoa, Chordata, Actinopteri, Holocentriformes, Holocentridae.
CACAACAACCAGAGGGCGAGCCAUUGCCACCCCUGAGCUUCUUAGGCCAGUUAUCCUGGUCAUGUUUCUCUGACUGUGGAUCUCUUAAUAGGAUUAUCUGUUCUCUCGGUGCUUUUCCUGGAGAAUGGGACACAGAGACAACACUUAAUGCAAAGGCAGACAGGACCUUGUGGAGGUACGUCUGCAUUUUCUGCAACAUCGAUUCAUUUGAGGCUGAUGGUGGAGGGGUUUUUCAUGUUUUAAUACCUGCGUAAGACUCUGGGAUUAAUCUGUUGGAGAGCCACAAGCUUCCAUCAUGCGUGUUCAGCCUGAUGCAGAGUCACGCGACCCUGACAGUCAGUUCACGAUGCAGGGCAGUGAAGACAGCGAGGAAGAAACCAGUCAGGAGGAGCCGCCGGUCCCAAUGUGGAAUGACCUGUCCAUUGUGGAGCGAGUAGGACUCAACAGCGUUGAGAUGUCAGAGGAAGCUCUGGAGGCUGCCUUCUCUCAGAUUUCCCUGGCCUUCUGCUGUGACCAGUAUACCCUGAAACAGAGGCUGCAGGCUGAGGAGCACGCCCGCAACCUGGCAGAGGAGAACAUCCAGCUGGAGCUGACCAGAGGCAGGGAGACGCUGGAGGCACUGAAAGCUCUCUGUCUGGACAGUAAACGCAACAAAAUCCUCCAGAAGCUGGAGCUGUGUCUGGACAUCCUUGGUGGGACGGUAGAACGAAUCUCCAGCACAGCUGAGGUGUUGGGAGCUGUGCACCAGGAGGCACGUGUGAGCCGGGCAGUGGAGCUGAUGGUGGCUCACGUGGAGAAUCUGAAGAAGCGUCACGACAGAGACAUGGCCGAGCUGGAGGAGACCAAGAGGCUGAUCCAGCACGGCUCCCACAGGAGCCUCAUCGAGCCCGGAGACUUCCCAGAUAUGGAGGAGAGUGAACCCAAAAAGAAGGACAGGAAAAACUCUCAGCAGUACAAUGGCCGUCACAGGGUCAGCAUAUCAGUCAUCUCCAACCAAUCUCAGCAGAGGAGAAAGCGAGACUUGAAGAGGCAGGUAGAGAGCAUCAACAAGACGGCCCUCACCCCAAGUCUAUCACCAACCCCGAGCACAGAGUCCAGCUGCUCCAUCAUGACCAAGGAGGAGAGUUACUCACUGCAUGACAGACCACCUCUCAAGCCAGAUGAAGCCCCGUCAGAUGUUUUGGGCGUCCAGCCUCCACCGGAGCCCUCUCCCACCCCCAACCCAGAGAGUCUCCCACCCUCUGCAGCGGACGUGGCCAUCGGGAAGAUACAAAACAAAAAUUCUCCUCUGGAUACCCUGCGGCACAGACACAAGAGCAAAACCACACUGUCGAAGAAAAAGGCAGACAAGGAUAAAAAGGGCGCACAUGUUUAUCAGCAGUUUCCCAUGGACACGUGUGGGUCAUUGUUGAGGCAACGCCCUGUGGCUCAUUGGCUGCAUGACUGUCACUGGGCUCUCCACUGCAUCUACCUCCUGGUGCUCCUCUGUGUCUUGACAUUCACCUACUUCUUAUGGAAGCUUUAUGGCCGUGCACUUUAGCAAUAAUCUGUUUAAUACAGUUAUCAGGACAUUGCUCAUAACUGACUCAUCUGAUGAUAUGUAAUGAUUAAUAAUGUCUGUAUACUCUGUAACUUUACUGUAAACAAAGCGUGAACUCAAACUAAAAUCCCUGGCCAUCUGGCGUACUCUUUGUAUGUGUACACAAUAUAUUUUGAUUUAACACUUGA